Molecule: messenger RNA, 1844 nt
Organism: Morus notabilis
Lineage: Eukaryota; Viridiplantae; Streptophyta; Magnoliopsida; Rosales; Moraceae
Exons: 3
Coding region: 506-1543 (345 amino acids)
Cellular component (GO): cytoplasm
Source: RefSeq, a predicted model, not a curated record
UUUUAUGUCCGUCGAUUUACAUAGAAUCGCGUAAAAAGAAAAAAUACUCAGAUAGACUGCAGCUUCAGGUUUCAAACACAAGGAAACUCCGAAAACUAAUUCGUCAUUCUCUGUUUUCUUCAUUGACUUGUCUCAGACCAAGCACGGAAUUUCGAAAUCCUGAAUCUAUGGUUCAAUCGCUAAAAGCACAGAACUUCGCUUCAAAUCUUAAUGGCAUUCACCUCGGAGAUUUCGGUGAGAUUGAUUCACUUGUAAAUAUCAUUUACGAAUCCACUUGAUCCCUCUGAAUUCCCCCAUUGACAUAGUCAACUUCCUCUUUCUAAGCUCCAAAUAUCUCUAUUUUCAAUCGUUUAAUGCGUCUCCGAAUUUAUGACAUGAGAAUCAUUCAUCUCUUUUGGUAAUUGUCAAUAUUUUUCAGUAUCAGAUCAGAAGUUCAUGAUCCCAUUUGCCCCGUUUCUGUAAAUUUUUAUCUGGGCAUGUUUUAAUUUCGAUAUUUACUGCUAGAAUGAGCACUUACUCUUUUGGGUCAGGAAGUCCCAAGUCUUUUAACGCAUACCCAAGAGGAGAUUUUGAUCUAGAAUCUGGAACGUUCAAAAGAGUCCGAAAGCAGAAGAAUUCGCCUUUCAAUAUAAUAAGAAUGAUCAAAUCUGUAAAAAACCGACUGCAUUAUUUUUUCAAAUCACACCCACUUGUUUGUUUCCUCGUAUCCCUGUCUCUUGGAGUCUCAAUUUUCCUAGUUUUAUCUGUAUAUGAGGGUCAUUACAAGAUGAUGAAUAAUUAUCAAAAUUUCAAGGCGAAUUCGGAGAAUUAUCCGUUCCCCAAUCUCCGAAAUUUAGUCAUGGUUGCUGGGCACUCAGUUUACACUAGUAGUAGCUGUGGGAAAGUUGAUAAGGAGGAUUCUUGGUUUUUGGAGUCUUAUCAGAAGAAUCCUGGUCAAGCUUCUACUUUUUUGGCACAUAUACAAGAGGGAAUCGACAUUGCAGCCAAAGAUGAGGCUGCUUUGCUUUUGUUUAGUGGUGGUGAGACUAGGAAAGAUGCUGGUCCCAGGAGUGAGGCACAGAGUUAUUGGGCAGUUGCUGAAGCAAAAGAAUGGUUUGGCAAAGGCGAAAAUGUUAGAUCAAGGGCACUCACUGAAGAGCAUGCUAGGGACAGCUUUGAAAAUCUUCUCUUUAGUGUCUGUCGGUUCCGAGAACUUACAGGCACAUAUCCUCAAAAUAUAAGUGUUGUAAGCUAUGAUUUCAAGGAGGAAAGAUUUGCGCAGCUACAUCGAUCUGCAUUAGGCUUUCCAGAGUCGAGGUUCUCUUACUCUGGCACCCCAGCUAUCUCAUCUGCAAAAGCAGCUGCUCAGAAAGGUGAGGCAUUGGUGCGGACACAGUUCAAAGAAGACCCAUAUGGAUGUCAAGGUUCGCUUUACCGCAAGAAGCUAGGACGUGACCCUUUUCACAGAACAAUCCCUUAUCCAAACGGUUGUCCUGAAAUUGAGGGUCUUUUCAGAUAUUGCGGAACAGCUCCUUAUCCAGGAUACCUUCCAUGGGCUCAGUAAACUCAGUACCCUACUUUACCUUGAUCCUCACAUACUUGAACAGCUAGAAACUGGUUGCUCAACAUGAAAAAAACAUAGCCGUGUUGAAGAAAUUAGAGACAAUGAUUAGAUGUGUCAAAGUAACGUAAUUGUUUGUUGCCGCGGUAGAUACAUGAUACUGGUGAUAUGAGAUUGUAGGAUGGCAAUUAUUUAUGUCUUCUUUGAUCGAAGAUUCAAACAAGCUAUCGAUGGUGUUCUAGUUUCCAGAAAGUCUCACAAGAAAAUUAAUCGACACCUGAAAGUCAAAUUGAUUUCUGAACCA